UCAGCCUCUGGCGGCCCCAUGACCCUCCUCUGCAAUCCUCGCUUGCGGAACUCGAGCUUUGUAUAGGCAGCUGAGAAGCCCAAAUUACUUCAUUCAGCUUCUGAGAUUGCUCGUGGGGCUGCAAAGGAUGCCUCGGAAGCUUAGACUUGCAGUCUCUCAGUCGCGCACUCUAGCCACACUCAGUGAAACGCUGUCUUCACUUGCGGCGACCACGCGAGAGGCAGCAGCUCGCGGAGUUGACCUCAUUCUUUUUCCGGAAGCUUUCCUUGGUGGCUAUCCGCGGUCUUGUGACUUCGGCGCCACCGUUGGUUCACGAACAGAUCAGGGACGCGAGCAAUUCCUCCAGUAUUUCCGUUCGUGUGUUGACCUUGGCGACACUCCCAAAGGUGCUGGCGAUGAUUGGAUCGAGCGGCGGUUGCCAGUGGCGAAGGGGGAUGACUUCCGCGGGGAUGGCACGCGUGAGUACUUGGAGCGUGUGGCAAAAGAAACCGGAGUGUUUGUAGUGACCGGAUUGGUCGAGAGGAGUGGUGGGAGCUUGUACUGUGCUGUCGUCUAUGUAUGCCCCCGCAUGGGCUGUAUAGGCAAAAGACGCAAGGUCAUGCCCACUGGUAGCGAGCGCCUGGUCUGGGCACAAGGUCACCCCUCAACGCUGCGGGCUGUAACUACGCGCAUCAAAGGUGUGAAGCUCACGAUGGCAGCCGCGAUUUGCUGGGAGAAUAUGAUGCCGUUGCUGCGGUACUCUCUUUACAGCCAAAACGUGAAUCUUUGGUUGGCGCCAACGGCUGACGCUCGUGAUACCUGGCUACCUCUCAUGCGCACCGUAGGCAAUGAGGGAAGGUGCGUCGUUCUCAGUGCGAUUACCUGUGUGCGGCGGAGAAACCUGCCGCCUUGGAUCACGGGUUUUCCAUCGUCCGCAGGCCCGGAAAAGUCUUUUGCCUGUAGAGGAGGCUCGUGCAUCAUUGGCCCGAUGGGUAAUGUGAUCAUGGAGCCGCUCUUGGACGUUGAAGACGGCGGUCUGCUCGUUAGUGACGUCGAUUUCGAUGACUGCGACCGUGGGCGGCUUGAUCUAGACGUUGCUGGCAGCUAUUCCAGGAAUGAUGCGUUCAAGCUUACUGUCGAGGGCUUGGACAUAGAUCCGCCGCCAUGA
Messenger RNA from Baudoinia panamericana UAMH 10762, 1147 nucleotides. RefSeq lists its product as uncharacterized. Gene Ontology annotation, molecular function: catalytic activity. Bases 128 to 1147 code for a protein of 339 amino acids. The transcript has 3 exons. NCBI's taxonomy places the organism in Eukaryota, Fungi, Ascomycota, Dothideomycetes, Mycosphaerellales, Teratosphaeriaceae. The record is from RefSeq and is a predicted model, not a curated record.